Molecule: messenger RNA, 2158 nt
Organism: Mauremys mutica (yellowpond turtle)
Lineage: Eukaryota; Metazoa; Chordata; Testudines; Geoemydidae
Product: claudin-4-like
Exons: 3
Coding region: 248-892 (214 amino acids)
Biological process (GO): cell adhesion; bicellular tight junction assembly
Cellular component (GO): plasma membrane; bicellular tight junction
Molecular function (GO): structural molecule activity
Source: RefSeq, a predicted model, not a curated record
CGGAGGGACUUCCCCGCAGGGCCACAGAAACUGCCGGGAAGGAAGCGGCUGCUCGGCUGCGGGUGACUCACCAGCCCUGGGAGUCCCGGUGUCGGGACCUGUGUCCCCGUGAGUCAGGACCACGCACGGGAGCAGGAGCUGGGCUGCUAGAUCCUCUCCCAUCCAGAACACACAGAUGCUCUGUUGUUGAGUAUCUCAUGAGGGCCCUUCUUCAACAGCAGGUGAGAGCGUGAGUUGCCCGUAAGCCAUGGUGGUGAUGGCUGUGCAGAUGGGGGGCCUGGCCUUGUCGGUGCUGGGCUGGCUAGGCACCAUCCUGACCUGUGCGCUGCCCAUGUGGAAGGUGACGGCCUUCAUUGGCUCCAACAUCAUCGUGGCCCAGGUGUUCUGGGAGGGGCUGUGGAUGAACUGUGUGUACGAGAGCACAGGCCAAAUGCAGUGCAAGGUCUACGACUCGCUGCUGGACCUCUCCUCGGACCUCCAGGCAGCCCGAGCCCUAGUUGUGGUCUCCAUUGUGGUGUCCUUCCUUGCCCUCCUUAUUGCCAUCUUUGGGGCCGAGUGCACCAGGUGCGUCGAUGACAAGGGAGCCAAGGCCAAGAUCUCCAUCACCGCCGGGGCUGUCUUCAUUCUGGCCGGGAUUGGGCUGCUCAUCCCUGUGUCCUGGUCGGCCAACACCAUCAUCAGCAACUUCUACAACCCCAUGGUGCCAGAGGCUUUAAAGAGGGAGCUGGGGGCUUCCCUCUAUGUGGGCUGGGCCUCAAGUGCCCUCUUGGUGUUUGGGGGGGCCACCCUGUGCUGCUCCUGCCCCCCCAGCCAAGAUGCGCCGUACCCCAUGAAGUACAAAGCGGUGAAGCACUCCAGCCUGGGGAGCUAUGCCCUUAAGAACUAUGUGUGAGGAGCCCUGCCUUGCCCCCCCUGGAGAUCCCCCCCUCACCCCGGCCCAUCCCACGUGCUCGCAGGGGCCCCUUCACAGCCAUCCAAACAGAUGUUGGCUUCAAGCCGAAGUGUGUGAAAUUUGCAGGGGUUCCCCUCCCGGUCUGGGUCCUGCCCCACAUGUAUCCUCCUACCUGCAUCUCACCCCACCUGUCCCACUUCCCCACGCGUUUCCCUGCCUGCAUCCCACCCUCCCCAUCCCACCUCCCGAUGUGUAUCCCCCCUGCAUCCCACCCCACCUCCCCAUGCGUUUCCCUGCCUGCAGCCUAUCCCACCCCACCAUGUGUAUCCCCCCCGCAUCCCACCCCACCAUGUGUAUCUCCCCUGCCUGCAUCCCACUCAACCUGUCCCACCUCCCCAUGUUCCCCGCCACUGCAUCCCAUCCAUCCCACUUUCUCGUGUAUCCCCCUGCAUUCCACCCCACACAUCCCACCUACUCGUGUAUCCCCCCUGCAUUCCACCCCACAUGUCCCACCUACUCGUGUAUCCCCCCCACGUCCCACCCCACACGUCCCGCACAUAUUUCCUCCUUGCCCAUGUCUCACCCCACUUGUCACCUCCCUACACGUAUCCCCUCCUUGCUGGUGUCCUGCCCCAUGCACCCCCCCUCCCUCCCCAUGCCUGCUCCCCACCCACAUCCCACUGGACGUGUGCUCUCUCCCUGUCUGUUCUGUUCUGUGUAGGCUCUUACACCACACGUACUCCCAUCGUUUCUAAGUGCCGUCUAGUCGGCCCACAAAGGCUGGUGGACCUGAUCAGGCCUGGGCCAAUCAGGCACGUCCAGUCAGCCUGUAGCCCUUUCCUCAGGGCUCUUUAUUCUUUGUUCUCAGCUGUGACCGUGGGCCCCCCAGGCUCUAUAGCUGAAGGGGCUGGACCUUCCCCAGCCUGGAGCAGGGGGCCCGGGGUUUCCUGCCCUCUCACACCCUCCUGCUGCAGCCACAAGAGACCACCCUGCAAACCCUCUCCGGGAGCUGGGCUCCUCUGUAGCCCCUGGCUGGGAAGCAUCAGCCCAGUCCCUCAGUGCUGCCCAGAAGGGCCAUACUGGCCAGUUCCAGACGGGGAGGUCAGUGCAGGGCGGCUUUGGAAGCAGCUCCUGGGGACACGGGCAGCGGCUCCAGGCCCUUCGUUACUGGUCUAACCAGCUGUGGAACAGGCAGCACUGAGGGACAGGAGGCUGGAGCCCCUGAGCCAGCCACAACCCCCCCCCGCAGCCCCUGCCCCACACACA